Molecule: messenger RNA, 1174 nt
Organism: Heterobilharzia americana
Lineage: Eukaryota; Metazoa; Platyhelminthes; Trematoda; Strigeidida; Schistosomatidae
Source: the annotation of a GenBank genome assembly
AUGAAUGACACGUUUAUCUUCUUUUACUUUAGGUCAACAGAUGAUCAGUUCAAAUUAAAAUUGGCUCAAAAGAAGUCUGCUUUGAUUGAACUAACAAGUAAUUCAGGAAGAAUGAUCAUUGGAUUAUUUACUACGAUAAUUAUUGGUCAUAUAUCUGAUUUGUACGGUCGACGAAUAGCACUUGGCAUUCUGUUAAUCGGAGAGAUUUUCCACAUUGGAAUUACAAGCCUAAUUAUUUUAUUUGAAUGGAAUCCAUGGUUCAUUUUCAUCCCUGGUAUAUUUGAGGCAGUAUUUGGUGGCGGUCUUUUGUGCAUAUUUGCCAUAGUAGCGGCCAUUCUCGUUGAUGUCGUGCAGUUAACGAACAAUGAUGACGAUAUAAAUAAUAAUAGUAAUAGUGGAAUCAUCAGUCACGAAAAAAAGAAAACCUAUGAUCAAAAGUUAUGGAUAUUAUUUACAAUAUUUGAUAGUAUAUCAAGUUUAAGUGCUUCAUUUUCCAGUCCAGUAUCAGGUAUCAUAAUUUAUACUUAUGGACUGAAAGCUUCUGUGAUUGCUUACGUUAGUUUGUUCAUCCCAAGUUUAAUACUGAUUUUCAUCUUACCAGAGACAAACAAAAAUAGAAAAACCUUAUUCAAACAAAAUGGUACUAGUCAGGAAAAUAUACCUCACAUGAAAAAACAGUCGAUGACGAUUAAUGAAAAUAACAAAACAUCCGAUGUUUAUCAAAUCGACAUUGAAAUAAAAUAUAAAUGGAGCGAUAAAUUUAAGACAUACCAUGGUAUUUUGAAAUACCUGGAUGGCUUCACUAUCACACUUGGAUUCAUUGUGAUGUUGGGCACAAUAGCUAUACUAACAGAUCUUCAGUAUGUAGUUGUUUAUCUUAUGGGUUCACCUUUUCUGUGGAAUCCUCAACAAGUUGGCAUAUAUGUCGGAUUAACAGAUUUCAUCUCUGCUAUUCUUGCAGUUACUUUCACAGUUGUUGUAGUGAAAAUCCAACAGAGACAACAGCGUAAUGAGAAUCAAGACUACAAAAUUUGUCAUCAUGGUGGAGUAGAAAAACAUUCAAAACCAUAUAUGCGACAAUGAAGUGGCUAAUACUUGCUCUGGCUAUCUGUCUAAUUUUUAUGAUUAUCAACAAAGCACUCAUGGCUGCUGCGUACAGACAGACCUGUAAAUA